Magnolia sinica is the source of this 2010-nucleotide messenger RNA. Its product is annotated as protein TIC 55, chloroplastic. Bases 75 to 1748 code for a protein of 557 amino acids. Gene Ontology annotation, cellular component: chloroplast. Gene Ontology annotation, molecular function: 2 iron, 2 sulfur cluster binding; chlorophyllide a oxygenase activity. The record is from RefSeq and is a predicted model, not a curated record. Gene Ontology annotation, biological process: protein targeting to chloroplast. The transcript is spliced from 3 exons. NCBI's taxonomy places the organism in Eukaryota, Viridiplantae, Streptophyta, Magnoliopsida, Magnoliales, Magnoliaceae.
GCCCCUCCUCUCUCUCUCUCUCUCUCUCUCUCUCUCUCUCUCACACACAGCUUUCUUCUUCUACAUCAAAGAAAAUGACACUCUUGUUAUUACCACAGCCAUUUCUCCGCGACCUUUCUUUCAAGAACUCACUUCUUUCUCUUUUUUCUCAAAAACCUACCUCCAUUUCCUCUCCAUCUCUCUCCAACACACUAAUCCAGAGACCCACAGCCCUUAGUAUAACCCAGAUUGAAAAACCCAGAAAGGGAUUUCCAAAACACUGCUCAGCAACUGCUGAGAUCGAGCGUGAUAUUUCAACGGUUGGGAAUGAGGAGGGAGAGGUUCAAGUGCCUGUAGAGGAGGAAACGAGGGGAGAGGAUGCAGUUGUGAAAUACGAUUGGAAAGAGGAAUGGUAUCCUCUGUAUUUGACAGAGCAAAUUCCAGAUGAUGCUCCUUUGGGCCUCACUGUCUUCGAUAAGCAGAUCGUGUUGUAUCGAGACGGAAAUGGCGUUCUUCGUUGCCAUGAAGAUCGGUGCCCGCAUAGGUUAGCGAAACUCUCUGAAGGUCAGUUGAUCGACGGUAGAUUGGAAUGCCUAUACCAUGGUUGGCAAUUCGAAGGUGAUGGUAAAUGCGUAAAGAUACCUCAGCUUCCGGCCGGUGCAAAAAUCCCCAACUCGGCCUGCGUUAAAACAUAUGAGGUGAGGGAUUCUCAGGGAGUCGUGUGGGUAUGGAUGUCAGAUAGGAAGACUGCAAAUGCUGACAAGCUGCCCUGGUUCGAGCACUAUGCGAGACCUGGGUUCCAGGAUUUAUCGACUAUCCAUGAGCUUCCAUACGAUCAUUCCAUACUCCUGGAGAACCUUAUGGAUCCAGCCCAUGUCCCAAUCUCGCAUGACCGGACAGAUUGGAGUGCGAAGAGGGAAGAUGCCCAAGCACUAUCCUUCAAGGUAACCGAGCGUACCAACAGGGGAUUUGCAGGCCACUGGGGCAAAGCAAGUGAUGGACAAUCAUUGCCGAACUUCCUACGCUUCGAAGCACCUUGUGUUCUUCAAAACAAUCGUGUGAUCGUCGACAAGAAUGGCGAGCAGCAGUAUUUCUCUGCUCUUUUCCUGUGUCGACCUGCUGGGCAAGGCAAGUCCAUGCUCAUUGUAAGGUUUGGAGCGUCGAUAAGAUCAUUCUUGGUAAAACUGCUUCCAAAAUGGUACUUCCAUCAGAAUGCUGGUAAGGUUUUCGAGCAAGACAUGGGAUUUCUCUCCUCGCAGAAUGAGGUCCUGAUGAAGGAGAAUGUGCCUACAAAGGACUUGUAUCUCAAUAUACAGUCAUCAGACACAUGGGUCGCCGAGUAUCGGAAAUGGAUGGAUAAGGUGGGCCACGGGAUGCCGUACUACUUCGGACACAAGACCAUCUCAUUACCUAAAGUACCUGCUGUGGUGGAACAUGCACCUGCUGGGCUGGUUGCUGGCAUUUCGGCAUCCAUGCCUGCCAAGGGUGGGAUAGGAACUGUCCAUGCUCCGAAUCCAGCCAACCGAUACUUCCGUCAUGUGGUACAUUGCAAAGGAUGUAGGGAUGAUGUACAAGCUUUCCAAGCUUGGAAGAAUGCUCUUUAUAUCAUGACAUUCGCAUCCGCUGCAUUAGCAGUUGUUGUAUCGGGAAGGCAGUGGAAGGUCCUCUUCUUAGUAUCGGCGGCAUUGUUCUUGACUGGGAUGCAUGCAUGUUCUAGCGCUGUUUCCCUCAUAACAACAAACUUCGUUAGGAAGCAUAGGAGAUUGUGAGCGAUCAAUCGAAGGUGUGAUGUUUGAAAUAGGCGGGCCAUCCAUCUUAGUAGCGAUUAUGUGGUGCUUGUAUGGUAUUGAUGAUUGUACAAUUAGUUCGGUUCUCAAGCUAAUAAGAUUUUAAAGUUAUUUUUCUUUUAGAUGCCAUGUUUCUGCCUCUUGGGGUGCGAAUUCCGUUCCAGCUUGUUAUGAACACAUUCGGAUACUCUAUGCAUGUUUACAUGCAUGCUAUGUUAUAAAUGUAUGUUAUCAAUUCUGACAA